GGUCAGUGGAAUCAAGAGUCUCUACGAGUCUGAACUGGCUGAUGCCCGAAGAGUUUUGGAUGAGACUGCCAAGGAGAGAGCUAGGCUACAGAUUGAAAUAGGAAAGCUGAGAGCAGAGCUCGAGGAGUUCAAUAAAAGCUACAAGAAGAAAGAUGCAGACUUGUCUGUGGCUCAGGGACGCAUCAAGGACCUGGAAGUUCUGUUCCACAGGAGUGAGGCAGAACUCAACACUGUGCUCAAUGAGAAACGCAGUCUGGAGGCAGAGGUGGCUGAUCUGCGUGCCCAGCUGGCCAAGGCUGAGGAUGGCCAUGCUGUGGCUAAGAAGCAGCUGGAGAAGGAAACACUCAUGCGUGUGGACCUGGAGAAUCGGUGCCAGAGCUUGCAAGAGGAUCUGGACUUCAGGAAGAAUGUGUUUGAGGAGGAGAUAAGGGAAACCAGGAAGAGACACGAGCACCGACUGGUCGAGGUGGACACGAGCCGCCAGCAGGAGUACGAGUCCAAAAUGAGUCAGGCUCUGGAGGAUCUGAGAAUCCAGCAUGAUGAGCAAGUCAAGCUGUACAAGAUAGAGUUGGAGCAGACCUACCAGGCUAAGCUGGAGAAUGCCAAACUGUCCUCUGACCAAAACGACAAAGCUGCUGGUGCAGCUCGGGAGGAGCUGAAGGAGGCUCGGAUGAGGAUAGAGGCUCUGGGCUACCAGCUCUCUGCCCUUCAGAAACAGGCCAGCACGGCGGAGGAUCGCAUUCGGGAGCUGGAGGAGAUGAUGGCUGGGGAGAGGGAGAAGUUCAGGAAGAUGCUGGAUGCGAAGGAGAGGGAGAUGACAGACAUGAGGGACCAGAUGCAGCUGCAGCUCACAGAGUACCAGGAGCUGCUCGAUGUGAAAUUAGCCCUGGACAUGGAGAUCAGCGCUUACCGCAAGCUCCUGGAGGGAGAAGAGGAGAGAUUGAAGCUGUCUCCCAGUCCCUCCUCCCGUGUCACAGUGUCCAGGGCCACCUCCAGCAGCAGCAGCAGCAGCUCCCUCAUCCGCUCCUCCCGGGGCAAGAGGAAACGCAUCGAAGCAGAGGAGCUCUCUGGCAGUGGCACAAGUGGCAUUGGCACUGGGAGCAUCAGUGGCAGCAGCAGCAGCAGCAGCUUCCAAAUGUCCCAGCAAGCCUCAGCUACAGGGAGCAUCAGCAUAGAAGAGAUCGACCUGGAGGGCAAAUACGUUCAGCUGAAGAACAACUCGGACAAGGAUCAGUCUUUGGGUAACUGGAGACUGAAAAGACAAAUUGGAGAUGGAGAAGAAAUUGCUUACAAAUUUACUCCUAAGUAUGUCCUCAGAGCUGGGCAGACUGUAACAAUCUGGGGUGCAGAUGCAGGGGUGGCUCACAGCCCUCCCUCUGUGCUGGUGUGGAAGACCCAAGGCAGCUGGGGCACUGGAGGGAACAUCCGCACGUACCUGGUGAACUCUGAGGGAGAGGAGGUUGCAGUGAGAAGUGUUACUAAGUCAGUAGUCAUGAGAGAGAAUGAAGAGGAAGAGGAUGAAGCAGACUAUGGAGAAGAAGACCUUUACAACCAGCAGGGGGAUCCCAGAACAACCUCCAGAGGAUGUGCAGUGAUGUGAGAAAAAAAAGAAGAAACUAUUAUUUGUGCUUUUCUUCCCCCUUCAUUUAUUUCCUUUUAUUUUUGCUAUUUUUUCCCUCCUCCAGAGCCACUGAAAACUAUUUUUAUAUGCAUCAUCUGAUUUCUUUGAAGUUUUACUCCUUGGUACAUUUUUAUAAAAAAAA
Acanthisitta chloris (rifleman) is the source of this 1763-nucleotide messenger RNA. It is a transcript of the gene LMNB2, whose product is annotated as lamin B2. Bases 347 to 1600 code for a protein of 417 amino acids. Lineage: Eukaryota; Metazoa; Chordata; Aves; Passeriformes; Acanthisittidae. The record is from RefSeq and is a predicted model, not a curated record. The transcript is spliced from 11 exons.